AUGCACAAUAAGAGGACUAAGGUACUGGUUGCUGACAGCGUUGAAAAGUGGCAGCAAAGAUUACAUCAAGUCAGAGCAUACGAAGUUGAUUUGAUCAUCGUUACCAAUGGCCGUGUUCAUCUAGAUGAUUGUCCUACUGCAAUCGAAAAUGGACUCUCAAGAUGUUGCUCAAGGAAAAGAGAAGAAGAGUACACUUUCUGGAGAAGUUUUCCUUUCGAAAACGGAACUCAGCGACUGAAACCUGUUGCUUUGUGGUCACAAAGUUUAAAUUUAUUCCGUAUGUCCAGCAUCGAUUUAGAGAUGAUAACACUAAGGAUUGCAGUUCUGCCAUACGAUCCUUACAUGAUAGUCAAAUCCAAAGGAGGAGAAGUAACUUUGGAAAAUUGUGUUUUUAAAGAAAUCAUUUCUUUUAUCAGUGAAAGACUUAAUUUCAGAUAUAAAUUGGUUACACCUCCCGAUGAAGAAUGGGGAAGUAAAUUGAAUAAUAAUCAGUGGAGUGGAGCAAUAGGAAUGAUUAUUCGUGGUGAAGCAGACAUGAUUCCGUACCUGACAAUGACACCGUCCCGUCAAGAAGCAGUGGAUUUCAGCAAACCUUUGGCCUACGUGACAUAUAAAAUUCUUAUUCCAUUCCCAAGAGAGCCGCCGAGGGCAUUUAUUUUCUUGAGGCCAUACACGAAAGAAGUUUGGUUUAGCUUAAUGUUCGCAGCCCUCUUAGUAAGUUAUGCGCUUUGGAAAAUUCACACAUGGAGCUCGCAUUUCGAUGCAUCUUCAAAAAGAGCGAAAAGUCUUAUGUCAUUUUCGAACUGUUUCUGGAUUAUAUAUGGAGCUACUUUACAACAAGGUGGAACAUCUUUGCCCGUAACCAAUUCAGCUCGAUUGGUUCUUUCGUCAUGGUGGUUAGGCGUAAUGGUUAUUAUGGCCACCUACAGCGCCAACCUGAUUGCAUUCCUCGCAUUUCCAGAAAUGAAGUGGGUGCUGAAGAAAUUGGAAGAUCUCGCCAAUCACAAGACACUUCACCUCUCCAUCAAAUCGAGCUGCCCAGUUUUGGAAGACUUUAAAGAAUCCAACAUUACUCUGUACAAGAAAAUUCGCGAAGUCUACUUGAGUAACCUUCGUCGAAGCCACCAAAUACAGGACAAACAUCAUCCGAUACCAGACAUGGUGGCAGAAGGCAAAACCGUCUUCAUCGAUGACGUCAACUUCUUAAACCGUUUAAUAAAUGAGGAUUUUCUCGAAAAAGGAAAAUGCAGAAUUACACUAGCCAAUGAAGAGUUCUCGAGGAUGGAUCUUGCUCUUGGAAUGAGGAGGGGGUCCUCCAUGAUUGCUCUCGUCAACGAGGAGAUUCAACAAAUGAGAGAGCAUGGAGUUCUGAGAUUUUGGAAAAAUAAAUACAGUCCUAGCAAGGGAGAAUGUUUCGAAGUACAAACCACCAUCAAGGGGCGAGCAAAAGUGAGCCUCCAGGAUCUUCAAGGACCAUUCUAUCUUCUGGCCUUGGGUUCAACCAUAGGACUGACUCUAUUAUCAGUGGAGUUUUGCUUAAGGGUUCUGAAAGCUCGACACUCCCGGUGCUUGAAAAGAAAACCAUAUCGAAAAAAAAUGGCACUUUCUUUGUGGUAACUAAAGCUUGGCCACGGUGAGAUGGCGGAUGACAUUUUAAGCGGAAACAUCAUUUGUAAUAGGUGGUUUGUUAUUAUAUUCAGGGACUGAUUUACGGCAGGGCAUUCGGGGCCCGGGUCCGGGGCACCAAAGGAAAGGGGGCACCAAA
Uloborus diversus is the source of this 1765-nucleotide messenger RNA. Its product is annotated as ionotropic receptor 93a-like. The transcript has 9 exons. The record is from RefSeq and is a predicted model, not a curated record. Gene Ontology annotation, cellular component: membrane. Gene Ontology annotation, molecular function: glutamate-gated receptor activity. The coding region runs from base 1 to 1617 and encodes 538 amino acids. NCBI's taxonomy places the organism in Eukaryota, Metazoa, Arthropoda, Arachnida, Araneae, Uloboridae.